AUGGCGAAUAACUCGUUCCGAGACUCUGUCAACUCAUUAGGGUGGUCGCGUAGAGAUCCGGAUCUCCCCGUGCGCACCGGAGCGUCAUCGAACGCAACAUUCUUAUCUCGUCUACAAUCUUACAACCCGUUCGGUGAGAGCGGCUAUGUUCAACUACCCACUCACAAUGAUGGCCCUGGAGCCCCAUUACCGGCAGCCAGUCGACGAGAAGAAGAAGAGGGCUUUUUUGCUUUGAGUAGGUGGGACCGCAUGCUCAUCUUUGGCGCAUGUAAUUUGGGCGCCGCCAUAUGUUUCAUGCUAUGCUUCUUCUUGUUUCCUGUCUUGACACUCAAGCCCCGCAAAUUCGCCAUUUUAUGGUCCGUCGGCUCAGUCCUGUUUCUGAUAUCAUGGGCGGUUCUCAUGGGACCAUGGACUUACGCUAAGCAUUUAACUUCGGGUUCACGGUUGCCAUUCACAGCGGCCUAUUUCGGAUCGAUCGCCCUCACGCUCUAUUUCGCCAUCGGCCUUCAGAAUCUUCUUCUCACUCUCAUCUCCUCAAUCUUCCAGCUCGCUGCCCUCGUCUGGUACCUCGUCAGCUAUUUCCCAAUGGGCAGUACUGGUCUACAGUACGUGGGUCGUUUCGGAGCAUCGCGUGUUACUGCCUGGAUUAGUGGUUGA
This is a messenger RNA of Penicillium vulpinum, 657 nucleotides long. RefSeq names its product putative Golgi traffic protein SFT2. Gene Ontology annotation, biological process: vesicle-mediated transport. NCBI's taxonomy places the organism in Eukaryota, Fungi, Ascomycota, Eurotiomycetes, Eurotiales, Aspergillaceae. The transcript has 4 exons. The record is from RefSeq and is a predicted model, not a curated record. Gene Ontology annotation, cellular component: membrane. Bases 1 to 657 code for a protein of 218 amino acids.